AUGAAUGAUUGUGAUUCAUGCUGCUAUGGAUUUUGGUGUACACCAUGUCUUUUUGGUUCAAAUGCGAAGAAAAUUGAUGAUAGCAAUUGUGUGUUCAUGUGUUUGGCUUAUUCUUGUCUGGCCGAAUGUGGUUUAAGUUGGUUACUUCAUUGUAUGAAACGAAAAAGUCUUCGAGAUAAAUAUAAUUUACGUGAAGAUCCAAGUUGUGGUGAUUGUCUAACAACAUUGUGCUGUGAUUCAUGUGCUCUUUGUCAAGAAGCUCGUUUUCUUAAAGCACAAAAUGCCAAGAAAGUGUUCACCGGUCCAUACGUCAUUCGACCAACUGGUUACAAUGGAAAAUGA
Messenger RNA from Rotaria sordida, 342 nucleotides. Lineage: Eukaryota; Metazoa; Rotifera; Eurotatoria; Philodinida; Philodinidae. The record is from the annotation of a GenBank genome assembly.